UGUAUUAUUGCUCCGAAAGCAGCCACCAUGGGGAGUUAAUGGGAUAGUCGACGGGUUAUUUUCGUUAAUAUUUAAUAUCAGAAAGCUAUCCAUAUGCUGCGUUUUGGAGCACACAGUUCACGCCAGUAUCCCCAAUGCAGUGGAUUAAGGGGACCGGGCUUUCAGAGACGGGUGAAUUGUUUGCCAGCAAAAUCAGUGCAAGAGGGGAUGAUCUGACCUCUGCCUUGAGCAACCAGAGACAUGAGUGUUGUCAGAGAAUUACAUGGGAUUGGGUACAGGGGCGGCGGUGGGGUUGUGGCCUCCCUAAGCGGCCCUACCCACUUUACUGAGGAUGCUCCGAGACCCCCGGUUCCUGGCGAGGAGGGAUCUGAUGUGGACCCUCCAGGCCAGUCUGCCAAUGCCCGUCCAAACACCCUUUCCCAAACUCUUGGGUAUCCCGCAUCAUCCUCAUCAUCUAAAAUGGGGGAUCCAUCGAGUUACACACCAUCCUCGUCAUCAGCGACCCCACGUCGCCCCGAUCUGGACUUGGGGUAUGAACCCGAGGGCUCGGCGUCACCAACUCCACCUUACCUGAAGUGGGCAGAGUCACUUCACUCUCUCCUAGACGACCAGGAAGGCAUCCAGCUGUUUCGGAACUUCCUGAAUCAGGAAGGGUGUGCAGACCUUCUCGACUUCUGGUUCGCUUGUUCGGGGUUCAGGAAGACGAGCCAGGAGAGGAGGGCAAAGCUGGCCAAGGUCAUCUACAGGAAGUACAUUGUAGACGGCAGUGGGAUUGUCUCCAGGCAGAUCAAAGCAGCCACGAAGAGCUUCAUCAGAGACUGUGUGGGAAAGCCGCAUCCAGACCCUGCCAUGUUUGAACAGGCUCAGACUGAGAUCCAGGCCAUGAUGGAGGAGAACACCUACCCAUUGUUCCUGAAGUCGGAUCUGUACCUGGAGUACACACGGACGGGAGGGGAGAGCCCCAAGCCUAACCCCAGUGAUCAGAGCCCCUCAUCGGGUCCAGCCAAGGCUGCGCCUGGGUACUUACCCACGCUCGCUGAGGAUGAGGAGUGGAGGUGUGGAGGAGGAGGUGUGAGAGAGGAGGAGGAAGAGAAAGAUGAAGAGGAGUGUGGAGACACACCAGCUGGUAGGCUGACUCACAGCCUGCUGAUGCAGACGGCUCCACAGAGAGCCUCGGCCAACAGGAGGAGGCAGGACAGCAGGGAGUACAGAACAUGGCGGGAACCUGUUAACCCCUACUACGCAAACAUGGGCUAUGCUCGUGCUCCAGCGACCAGUGCCAAUGACAGUGAGCAGCAGAGCAUGUCGAGUGAUGCAGACACACUGUCACUGACCGACAGCAGUGUAGAUGGUAUUCCUCCAUACAGAUAUCGGAAGCAGCAUCGUAAAGAGAUGCAUGAAAGUGCCAAAGCUAAUGGACGUGUGCCCCUACCUCAUAUACCUCGCACGUACCGCAUGCCAAAGGACAUCCACGUACAGCCUGAGAGGUUUGCAGCAGAGCUCAUCAGCAAGCUGGAGACAGUUCUCAGAGAGAGGGAGGCUCAGGAAAGACUUGAAGAGAGGCUAAAGAGAGUACGACUGGAAGAAGAGGGUGACGAUGCUGACAUCUCCAUGACAACCUCCAUGUCUUCUCAUAGCAUACCACUCCCCCUCCCCUCAUCUUUUCCACCUCUCUACGGCGCCCGAUACUCAGAGACCACUGCUAACUCGGCCACGGUCGCCACGUAUGGCGGUCUUGUUGCCAUGGGAGAUUCCCACGACGAGGACCCGGAAUCUAUCCUGGAUGAGCACGUGCAGCGUGUGAUGAAAACGCCAGGCUGCCAAUCGCCAGGGGCAACCAACAGCACCUUAGGAGGAGGUCGACACUCUCCCCCCAAAUCAUCACGUUCGCCCGAUGGCGGGAUCGGCCCUCCUCACUUCCCGCCACACCGAGGAGGAGGUCACACUCUGCCGAUUCCUGGAGUCAAAAGUAUGCAUCACCACAAGCAGCCGUAUCAUCACAGAGGAAGAGAAGGGCCGGAGGAGGUGGGCUCUAGGUCUCAGGGCAACUUCCUGUGGAACGGGGACCCAGCCAACCAGUACGCUGGGAGAAGUCGUAACUAUGCUGACGGAGCUGGAGCCAGCACGCUGGAGGGCAUGGGUUACAGUAGUAAAGGCAGCACGCUAUCACGGCGAGGUUGUAAGAAGUCAUCGGAGUCAUCAGGCAAAGGUGAUGAGAGUGGGCGUGGCUUGGAGGGCCAAGUACCUCUGGAGGACCUGGAGAGAAACCAGAAGAUUCUCCAGUGGAUGAUGGACGGAGACCGACAAAGGAAGAGCUCACACAGCAGCAGCACCAGCAGCUCCAGGAGAACAGUAGCCAGCAGCGAGUCACCACGUCCAACAUCAGUGGAGCGACCUGGAGCCGUGCACCCUUGGGUCUCUGCCCAGCUGCGUAACAACCCCUCCUCAGUGUCCCCUGCCCUCCCAAGCUCUGGCCCUGCCCAGGUCCAGCCCUCGCACCCUUUCAUCCAGGACCCAGCCAUGCCCCCCAACCCAGCUCCCAACCCACUCACCCAGCUGGAGGAGGCUAGGAGGAGGCUGGAGGAGGAGAGGAGGAGGAACGCACUACAGCAAGCCAAGCAGAGGCAUAAGUCUGGUAAGCGCCAAGUGUGUGAGAACAUGACCGUUGCUUACUACUUCUGUGGAGAGCCAAUCCCAUAUCGAACAUCAGUGAAAGGCCGGGUGGUGACUCUGGGCCAGUUCAAGGAGCUGCUUACCAAAAAGGGCCAUUACAGGUUCUACUUUAAGAAAGUGAGCGACGAGUUCGACUGUGGUGUGGUGUUCGAAGAGGUUCGUGACGAUGACGCCAUUUUGCCCAUCUUUGAGGAGAAGAUCAUCGGGAAAGUGGAGAAGGUUGACUGAAGUUUUGGCACCAGGAAGAUGACAACGAUCAUUGAAAUUUAAAAAGGAAAUCUGAAGAGAACUUUGGGAUGGAAUAGAGAUUCAGCUGUGAGGAUAAACGUACGAAAGAAAGUUGAAAGGUGGACGAAGCAAUGUGUGACAGAAGGGAGAUGGAGCUGCGUGGUGGAAGCUCGAGUAUUAAGGAGAUGGUUAAUUUUAUGGCAUAUCUGGAUAUCUGCAUCAUGCCUGGAUCAAACACACAAACAGCGAAGAAGCUCGACCAGAUGUAACAGAGGCGAAGGAGAGGAACAUUAAAUAUCACCCAUCUCGUCUCCACUGUGGAUAUACGAGGAGCGCUGUUAAAAUCUGAUGUCUGUCCAGUCUUCCUCUGUGAUGGAUGUAAAGGGUGAGGGGACUGCUGGAAGGAGAGAGGAGUAAGUAGUCUUCCACUUCUGCUCUGGAGGAGUCUGUCCUCCGCAGACCAUUACGAUGCUGCUACAUUACCACGGAAACUCUUCAAUCGGUGCUUCGGGACAGUAAAGAAAGCGUUUUUUCUGUUCCAUUCGGGAGUAUCGCUGCCUUUUGCUGUCUCCGUUCCUCAUCAGCCGGUGACAAGAAAAGAGGACGGAGGAUUUUAGGAGGAGUGGAACUUUCUCCUGCUUCUCCUCUUGUCGACGUCAUAGCCUCAAACAGAAACUUAUCUCACCGUGAUUCCUAGAUGUCAUGUAGUGAUCUCACACAGCCGCUAUGUUCUCACAACGGUUCUCCACACAACUUGUUUACCAAAGCUACAUAUUUUUGAUAAGGCAAGUAUCCUAGCUACUUGUUUCAUUUUAUUUGAAUUGUCUAUGUACAAGGCAGGUACUAUUACUUAUUAAUGCAGCCUAAUUUCGUUAUAUCUCGACUUUAAUGUUGUAUUAUUGUGUAUGUUUUGAAGCUAGUUCAUUAGUCAUUUCAGGGCAGCCUUUGUUUCUCCUCUUAAAACACACAUUCACCUCAGUUCUGUGACGUUCAAGUGUGCGGUUUAAUUCUCCAAUGUAUGGAAGCCCAUUUAUCCCACUUAAAAAAGAAAAAAAGAGGUAAUUAAUUUAACCAAAUGUAUGGAAAGUCUGCGAUAAUAAGAGGAAAUUGUGAGGUAGAAAAUUCAACUGAAAUAAAAAGUCCAAAUUAUGAGAUAAAAAUGUUAAAAUGGGAUGAAAGGAAUAAUCAUGACAAAGUAAGUCAGUUGAAAAUAAAGUCAAAAUUAAAGGACAAAAUUUUGAAAUUAGUAAGUCAUAAGUAUUAGUCACUGAUAUAACUGAUAAUUUUUUAUUUUAUAUCUCACAAUUAAGCCUUUUUAUUUAAUAAUUUGACUUUUAAAUGGAGAAUUUCAACCUUUUUUUCCUUGAUCUUGACCUUUUAUCUCAUAAUUUCAACUUUUGAAUUCAUAAUUUAACUUCUUAUUUCAUAGUUUUGUCUUUUUAUCUUAAUUUCAGCUUUUUGUCUUGUUAUUAUGACUUUUUCCCAUAGUUUUGAAUAUCUAACUCCUAUUUUUUGACUUUUUAUUUCAUAAUUUCAACCAUUUUACUCAUAAUUUUAACCAUUUUGCUCACAAUUCUGAGUUUUUAACCCAUAAUUUUCACUUUUUCUCAUCAUUUUGACUUUUAUCUCACAAUUAUAAAUUACUGUCAUAAUUCUGCAUUUUUUUCUCAUGAUUUCAUCUUCUAUGUUAACUUAAUUUCUCAUAAGUUCAACUACUGCUCAUCACUUUGACUUACUAUCUCACAUUUUGCCUAUUUAUCUGAUAAUUAUGACUUACUAUCUCAUAAUUUCUACUUCAGAUUUAAAUGUCUUUUUUAUAUUUACCUAACAAACCUAUUUUUACUCUUUUAAGUGAUGGAAAUGUGCUUCCAUACCAACACGAUGGGUUUUAAUUACAGAAUUUUUUUUUUCCAGCUUCAAAAAUUCUCACGAGCGCACAUUAACGUGUGCUGUCUCUGACCACAGUAUCUGUUGUUUUCUAACGGGUCUCACCUCAUGUUUUGUUUUGUUUUUUUUUUGUGUAACUCCAAGCUCAGUCUAGGUGCCUGCCCACCUGCCUGCCUGGCCAGUGCCAUUACUAUCUAGAAAGCUUAACCUGAAGCGUGUUUGUGAGUGUUAAAGCCUGUGUCAUGUACGCCUGAACUCAGCCAAAGAGCAUAACGUGCGUCCCUUAAGCCUGCAUCAUGCUUGUGUCUGUGCAGUCCACGUCUACGAGUAUAAAAUCACUUUUUCUAUAAUGAGCAGAAGGGAAUCAUCUGUGCACCUUCUUAUAGAUUGUACAUUUAUGGACCUUAAACUAAGAUUAAAAUCUACAUCUUGCUCUGAAAGUAUAGGUGAUAAUUUCUCUUUUUUCCUUGCUGCAGUAAGAUAAGAACAUUCAUAUCAAUUUAAUGUGUAUUGCGAAGUACAGUUGUGUGAAUGUCGGAUACUUGUCGAUACCACAUUUUUCAAACAAAAACUAGCUGUUUUAAUAAGGCUGUAUCGUAAAGCUCUGACGCUUUGAAAACUGGAUCUAUUUCGCAAGACAGGUGCUUAGGAGAGGAUUGAAUCCAUCAGUAAUUGCAUGCAAACUCUGCAGUGUUUAAAUAGCACAAAAACAAAUGAGUGCAAUUUAGACCGUGUGCAGGAGUUUGUGUGUAAGGUGCUUAGGACUUCUAUUUUUGUUGCCGUGCUGUUUAAACGGGUAUCAAUAUUGUCUGCUUUUACUACAAUCAUAUCUGAUACUAAAUUCUAGUAUCAUUACCAUAUUACAAAUACUAAGCUACAGCCAGUAGUAGCACAGUGGGAACAGCUAGCCUGGCUUUUGUAUUAAUUCAGUACAAUUCUGUUGUACAUGCUGAGAGUUUUUAUUAUUGAAUAUUCUCUGGAUGCAUCAAAUCACCUGUUAACCUCAUUUAUUACUGGCGUGAUAGCAGCAGAUAAGAACAUUUCUACCGAUAUUUACUCCAGUAUGCCGGCUGUAUUUUUCAUCUGUAUUUAUGAAUAUGUUUGAGGAGUUUUAGGCUGGGCCAGCAGACCUACUUCAGCUGAAAUCUUUGUUCAUCCUUGAAAUUUAAAAUGUGUUUUAAGGACUGAAGUUCUGGGUCUGAACUACAUUUUUAGCUAAGUUAAAUCUGGAAAUAUAGGCAUAUUGGCACAAAUCCGACAUUAUGUGUCCCUAGUCAUUGUACCAGUUUCUCAAACCUUAUUCACACUUGUAAACAAUUCUGAAAAUUUACCUGGAUGAGCUGCAUGUGUGAACGUAAACAGCAGGGUUUUUGACCCAAACUUCACCUUGAAUUUCCAUGCUGGCCCGUUACUGUUUUCUCCUCUCCCAUCCCUCCACUGACUGACAGGCAGACUGUGAGGGACGAGUGUGAACAAACAAGUCAGGAGGUUUUCUUGGCAUGUGUGAAAAGGGCUCUAGACCUUAAAGGGACAGUGUCUAACUAUUUACUUUUAUUGAUCAAAUGGCAAAUUAUUUUCAUGGUUCCAACUUUUCUCAGCAAGCCAAAAGAAAGCUCAUCCAACAACUCAAAGUGAAGUGCUCAAACUGCAUAGAGAGUCCAGAACUAAAAGACUUUUAGCUUUUAGUCCUUGAAGGUGCCACAUUUAGAAAUGGGCAGGGAUUUUCAAAUAUUUGAAUUAAUGCCUUAAUUUAUAUAUAUUAAAAAAAGAUUUCUUGCAGAAUUGUACCACCACACACCCUCCUUUUUGCUGUUCCUAUCAGCCACAAUGUCAUAGCUAUUCAAGGCAGACAGACCACGAGCUACCUGAGAGUGAAAUGAUGGCAUAUGACCGUGUAGAAGAAAAGUUUGUAUGCGAUUAACCUUGUUUUAAGAAAUUCACCACACUCCUAGAGUGUCACAGCGAUGUCUCUGAUUGGUGGAGCCAGCCGUUACCUGUGAAACGUGCAUGUUCGGCCAAACUUAGCCAUCUUUUUUAGCUACAGACAAUUUAAAUGGGGAAAUAGUGAUUAAUGACCAUGUGUAAGACACAAACUUUGUUUUAGGAAAACAUUGGCAGAUUCCACCAUAACACAUUAAUUUUGUCUGCUAGGUAAUUUUAACGAUCCUAGAAAGAGUGGCGCGAUAACUGUUGAGCUCUGUCACCUGAUUAGUGAAUACAAAAAUUCAGUGGAAGUAUUCAUAUUUUACCUAGGCAGUCAGAAGCAAGUGGUGAAAGUCUGGCAAAAAUAGGAUAAUUGCAGCAAGUAUGGGUUAAGAAGUACAAAAAAGGGUAAAUGUGUAGCAGAAAAAAGGUGAAAAGCAGUUGAAAAGUGGCAAAAUGGGUUUUAAAUAGCAAAAAUAGGUCUAAAUAAGUGGUGAAAAGGGGUUAAAAGUGGCAAAAUGGGAUAAAAGCAGCAAAUAUGGGUUAAGAAAUGCAAAAAAAUGGCAAAUAUGGGCAGAAAAAAAGGUGAAAAGCAGUUGAAAAGUGGCAAAAACUGUUUAGUAGUGGCAUGAAAUGGAUAGUUAUGUAGUGAAAAGGCAUUAAAAUAUCAAACUGGUUAAAAUUUUAAAAAAAAAUAAAAUGAUGUAAUGUGGAAACAAAUGUGGCAUAAAAGGGACACACAGUGAAGAAAAGUGGAUAAAAAGCAACACAAAUGAUUGAUUUGAAUAUCAGAGCCAAUUAUAGCUUGACACUCUUUUCUGUUAGCUACUGUUAGCCAGGAUGCUAGUUGUCCAAUACACAUAAAUUGGUUUCAUGAAUAAAUCACGACUGUGGAGGGUCCAUUUUACCGGGUAUGUUCAGUACUAUCAGAUUAUUUAAGUUAAGAAUUGAAGUUGAGCAAUGCCAUAUCUUUUAGUCUGUUAAUGGAAAAUUUUAUAUAUUAAAAUCAACCCAUUUAGACCCAAGGCUGUCCUAAAAAACCCUCUAAAACCUACGUAUUGUUUUUAAAACAACCAACAAAAACCUGAGGGUUUUCACAAAGUUUCAACAUUUACUACAAUAUUUCACAUGAAUGAUGUAAGAAAUCAAUACAUUUGAAAGCAUAAGAACCUCGCCUUUACCUGUAAAUAACGCCCUAAAACUUGCUGAUGUCGUUUAACCAAUUAAGCACUAAACUUUAGCUGAAGUAUCUGCUGUCACAUCGCAGUCUGGGUCGCCAUUGUUGGACUAAAACGCUGCUUUAUUGCUCCCCAAACUCAGGUUGUUAGCAUCAUCUGUCAACUGUAAAAACUUUUUCAUCCAUCAACUUGAAACACUGGAUGCUAAAAGAGCUGAACCAUAAUAUUUGUAUCCUAUCUGCCUUCUAGCAUGUAUUUUAACAAUGAGCCUGCAGUUUGUUUGCCAUAUGUCUAAAAAGCAGUGUGAUUGUCUGAAACAGACAUUACUUCGAGUUUUAAAGAAAGAAACACACCAGCGUUUAAUCUGGUGUUAAAGGUUCAUCACACAAAUGCUGCAUCCGCUCUUAAUGGGUUAAGUUAGCAAGCUUUUCCUGGUUCAUCUUUUUGAAUCAUCCAAUUUUCCUUGAAUGAUCGCCACUGAAUUUCCAAGCAUUUACUAGAAAUGCACAUCCCCAGCUGCUGUGUUGGUCCUUUGGAUGUUUUUUUUUUUUUUUUUUUUUUUUUUAAAUAAAGCCAGGCUAGAAGAUUCUGAUGACGUGUUUAUGCUAAGCUAAUCUCACUGCUGACUGGCUGUAGCUUCAUGAAUGCACAGAAAUGGAGAAAGUAUCAGUGUAGCUUCAGUAAGACAGCUCAUAAGCACAUCUUUAACCACGGUUUGUCGAUGUAUACCUUCAAACUUCACUGCAGUAAGGCCCUGAGGUCGUAAAGCCGACGAUGCACCGAUCACACACCAGCUACGUAAGCUGAAUGUAAUUUGACUUUUUAAACUUUGAACCUCAACAGAAAUCCCUUGGCUGGUCACCACGUCUGUCCUCAGUAGUGAUCUCAUGCUGGUUGUUUUGUGUUAUCUAUGCUGGUAGUUUAUUGAAUGUGUUCAUCAAACAAAGAGAUCCUACGGAGCGUCCCGCAGGAAUGUCGAACACAGUUUGUCCAGGGCUGCUGCCCGGUAAGGGAAACAGGAUCGUAAAACGUAUUUGUCCUUACUUCAACCCAUUAUGCCUUCAGUAUGAAAAUUAAAAUUUAGAUAUGUAUUUGUUUAUAAAAAAAAUGUAAUUUUAAUAAUCACCAAGCAUGUUCUUUAUAAGGAAUGUUUUCCUGAUGAGUUGAAUUAUCUAUUUUGUUUUAAUGUUUAUGAACCGCUAAGGCCCUCUGAUUUAUUUUAUCUGUUAGAGAGAAAGCCCAGGGAACGUUGGAUGACAACAUAUGUUAAGAGUUGUUUCUUGUGAUUAUGAUUCGAUGGACAAAAGCAAACGACUGCGUCUGUUGUGUUGUCGGUUUGUGUGAAACACAGUGCCUUUAUCAUGUUAUCUUUGGAAAUACCUUUAUUGAACCAAUCCAUGCUUUUUAAUAGAUCUUUUUAUUUACACUCAGUCCCGUUGUUUUUUUUUGUUUGUUUUUUAGCUGCAGUCAUGCUCGCUCACUUCUGUUCUUAGAUCCUCUGCUGUAAAUAUGUACAUUAUCAUUUCAUAUGUGUCUUCAGACCUGCACCACAUGUCCACGGUGUUUCUGUUUUUCAAAGGCAAACGCCAAGAUGUCACUGUGCUGGUUCCACUUGUACAUUUCUUUUAAAAAGGUACUUCAU
Messenger RNA from Cheilinus undulatus (humphead wrasse), 9531 nucleotides. RefSeq names its product axin-1-like. The record is from RefSeq and is a predicted model, not a curated record. The transcript is spliced from 13 exons. Gene Ontology annotation, biological process: negative regulation of canonical Wnt signaling pathway. Lineage: Eukaryota; Metazoa; Chordata; Actinopteri; Labriformes; Labridae. The coding region runs from base 241 to 2901 and encodes 886 amino acids.